Messenger RNA from Phragmites australis (common reed), 1297 nucleotides. Its product is annotated as heat stress transcription factor C-1a-like. Gene Ontology annotation, cellular component: nucleus. NCBI's taxonomy places the organism in Eukaryota, Viridiplantae, Streptophyta, Magnoliopsida, Poales, Poaceae. The coding region runs from base 126 to 1064 and encodes 312 amino acids. Gene Ontology annotation, biological process: regulation of transcription by RNA polymerase II. The record is from RefSeq and is a predicted model, not a curated record. Gene Ontology annotation, molecular function: DNA-binding transcription factor activity; RNA polymerase II cis-regulatory region sequence-specific DNA binding. The transcript is spliced from 2 exons.
CCUGCCUGCAUUUGUGGGAUUUGACACCAUCCAUCCAGCUAGGAGCGGCGGCACGGGUGCUCGAGCAGAGUCGGCUUUGCUAGGUGCCAUCGUAGUUCGUGGAGAGUAUAUCGUUCGGCUGGUCGAUGGACGGCCUCCACACGGAGCUCGCGAUGGGUCUAAUCGGAUGCGGCAGCGGAGACCAGCUCCAGACGGCGCCGUUCGUGGCCAAGAUCUACCAGAUGGUGUGCGACCCCAGGACGGACGCGCUCGUCCGGUGGGGGAGGGAGAACAACAGCUUCGUCGUCGUCGACCCCGCCGGCUUCUCGCGGCUCCUCCUCCCCUGCUUCUUCAAGCACAGCAACUUCUCCAGCUUCGUGCGCCAGCUCAACACAUACGGGUUCCGGAAGGUGCACCCGGACCGGUGGGAGUUCGCGCACGAGUCGUUCCUGAGCGGCCAGACGCACCUGCUCCCGCGCAUCGUGCGCCGCAAGAAGCGCGGAGAGGGCGCAUCCUGCUCCGCCGGCGGCGAGCAGUACUGCGGCGGAGAGGAUCAGGAGGGAGAGGAGGAACGGGAGGCGCUGCUCGAGGAGGUGCAGCGGCUGCGGCGGGAGCAGGCGGCCAUCGGGGAGGAGCUGGCGCAGAUGAGCCAGCGCCUGCAGGCCACGGAGCGGCGGCCCGACCAGUUCAUGUCCUUCCUCUCCAAGCUCGCAGCGGACCCCGACGGCGUCACGCGCCACCUCAUCGAGCAAGCCGCCGAGAAGAAGCGCCGCCGCAUGCACCUCCAGCACCAUCGUCCCAACGCCUCCCCCCUCCCGCCUCCUCUCCCGCCGGCGCCAUCGCCGCCGCUAGCGCUGCUGGCUCUCGGCGGCGCAGCCAUGGACUGCGACGACUGGCUAUGGGCGGCGGAGCAGAAGCCAGCGUUGCUGCCCUCCUUCGAUCCCACCGUUACCUGCGGGGUGCAGCAGGUGCCGGAUUUCGCGAGCGGCGCCGGUGCCGGCAUCGGCAUGGGCCUGACUACUGACGACGAGACCGCAGUGGAGACGCCCUUCCCGUUCUGCCUUCUUGGCCAGGGUUUCCUUUAACCCGGCGAAUCAUGCUCAUGUAUGCACGGUUUACUUCCUCUUACUCAUUUUAGUUACUCCUACUCCUCAACAUCAUGCAAAUGACUGUUCAGCUAUGCAGUGAUCAGGCUAUACAUCGGUAUGUCUUGUGAUCAUUGUCACAUAUAUGAGAACAGAUUACAGGCUACUGUGCCUGUUGUAUGUAAUCGUAUAACUGAUCGAUCGAUGAUGGUUCAUUAGUUUUGGUAAAGUAC